This is a messenger RNA of Astyanax mexicanus (Mexican tetra), 14513 nucleotides long. RefSeq names its product Snf2-related CREBBP activator protein. The record is from RefSeq and is a predicted model, not a curated record. The transcript is spliced from 35 exons. Gene Ontology annotation, molecular function: ATP-dependent chromatin remodeler activity; DNA binding; ATP hydrolysis activity. Bases 771 to 13007 code for a protein of 4078 amino acids. NCBI's taxonomy places the organism in Eukaryota, Metazoa, Chordata, Actinopteri, Characiformes, Acestrorhamphidae. Gene Ontology annotation, cellular component: Swr1 complex.
UUUCGCUGCGUCGAAAGUCUCCUCCCCGCAACCGCUACAUUCAGCGAUCCGAACCCAGUCUCUGUUGGACCGCUCUUUAACUUGAUCUCACGAACCUGCCAGUACCUCGUUGGGUACCGAGAGAUAGUUUGGAUCGGCCCCGUCACGGAUUGAGUACGAUUUGGCGCGGAUGGCGACUCCUUCUGCGAGAAUUUAGUAAAAGAAAAGUGCUCGGAAAUUUCAGAUGCAGUGGUAUCCCUGAUCUCAGCAUCCUGGAAGUGGAAAGUACAGAAGAGCCUGGUCCUACACCACAUACAGGUGCAGUGUGUAGCAGAGGCAGUCUAAAAGAAGAAAGAUUAGGAGAGGAGGUGGUGCAGCAACGCACCCCUCCGGCUGUGGCUCUGCUGGGUGGCAUCCCUGCGGCUGCGCAGAAUGUGGCCGGGCCACCCCAGCAUGCCCUGCAGCCGGUCGCAGCUGCCCCUCUACCACCACCACUGGUUGGCCCUGCAAUUGAGCUGGAGCAGCAGAAAGGAGACGCAAAGGCUGCAAGUAAAGAGCAGAGCACCACAGUGGUUUGGAAAAGCUGCAACACCAAGGAGUCUGAGGAAAAAACAGCCUUGGAUUUCAAUACUGAGACUGUCCAAAGACAACUGGGGUCAGCUGCUAUUGGAGACUCUCAGGAUCUCUCCCACAGACUUUCAGUUUGUGAGACAGACCAUAUUAGAAAGGAGCAGGAUUUACAUUACGGGUGUAACACUGAAAAAGCAAGUCUUGCACACAGGGAGAGAGACAUGGCUGAGGGCGCUGACAUGGGCCACUGCCAGAACCAGACUUCUAACACAGAAUUUACUGGAGAUGUCGCUGUUGAGAUGGAAAUGGAACCCCUGGCUUCAGAGAAAGCGUGUCUGGAAUUCAAGUCAAACACUGAUCCAGAGGCGCUUCCUGAAGCACUGCACACAGCCGGAGAGAUUACCCAUCUCUCCCCUUCUCUGUACGACUCUUCAGUCUGCUCUGAAGCAACGGACAGAGACCAGAAGCAACCUGGAUAUUUGGAGCAGUCCCAAAAUGCACCUCUUAAAGCAACAAUCACAGCCACAUCCUCUGAGCCUACUAACACCAAGAAUACCAUGCAGGACCACACAAAAGAGAACAGCAUUGGUUCAGGUACAAAACCAGGAGAGAAAGUGGGGCCAGACUACAGUGAGUUCCACUCAAACUCAGCAGGUUUGCCUGCAAAGCAAGAGGAGCCUCUGUCUAAAAGGUCUGCUCCCAGAGACAAUGGAAAUGGCACUCCAAAUGACACUGAUGAGGGUGACGGAUACCUCCCUAAAUGCCUCCAACCACCUCCCCUUGCUGCAGUGGAGGCUGAUUUGGCCUCUGUUGCACAAAGAACUGUCCCUAAUGUUACCUUCUCUCACAAUACACCUGUUCCCGUUAAGGAGCCUUUGAAUGCACAGGCUAUGAAAGAGACCCAGCUGAGCCCUGACUAUGUGAAUUGCAGUGGAACCCCUAUACCUGUUUUACAGGAAAACAUGACUGGUGAAAGUGGGGAGCAGGGGAGUAAGAAUCAAGGAUCUGUAGAUGGAGACCUGUUUGGCAGUGUGGCUGUUACAGACAUACUUUAUGAUAUUUCUGUUGAAGUACCAAAGGUGCCGGGGGAUGGAACGUGCCCUCAUAAUGUAGAGUCCCCCAAAGUGACUGAAGGGUCCCAAGCAGUGCUCUGUGGCUCUGCAGAUUUGAUUGUUAAACAGAAUGACUGUGCCAACAGCAUACAAGUGACUGUGUACCCAGAUCGCCAACCUGACGAAAGUAGUCUCUUGCAGAAGUGUACAACUUCAGAAGGACUAGACUCGGAUCAGCCAUGUCUUUCCCAAACCAGCAGUGACUGUUUGAUCCAACACGGACAAGACUCCAUUCCAACAGAUCAUAAACUCUCACAGAUAAUAUGUGUUAAUGAUGGCUUUUCGAUCCCAGGUAACCUAAAUGUGGAUGACAAGCAGACUGAGGAUUCAGAGGAGCUCUCUGGAUUAAGUGCUGUUGAAGUGAAAAAUUUCAUUGACGUAGGUAUUCUGAUGCAGCCAGGUAUGGAGGACACAUGGUUGGUAGUAAGCGAGUCUUCACCUCUGAUAGAUGGGCAGUGUGAGAGCACUGAGGAUGCUGAGAUGAUUGAUGUUAGCACGGAGGCUGUAAUGCAUUGUCCUGAAUCUCAGUCAUCUGUUACUGUCUAUGAGUGCACGAUGCCCUGUUUUCCCUCAGAUUCUAUUCAUGAAGAUGUUAAGCUACUGUUAACAGACAAAGUAGAUGGAGACCAUGCAGAUAAACAUUCUUUUGAACCUUUAACAGAAACCUUGUCGAGGGAGCUUGAUGCUCUGUCCUCUUAUCCAGAAAGUGUUUUGGCUUCACAAAUUGUCUCAUCCUGUACAUCAACUGUAACCCCUAUGGAAAAAUUAAGUGAUGUGUCCACCCCUCAAAGCUGCAUGCAAAAUGUGUUUCCAAAGCCCACUGUCUGCUCCAGUGUUGCGAGCACCUUAACUUUGUCAGACCUUAGCUUAAUCAACACAACUUCCUCUGUGCAAGAGGAAAAUGUGGAAUUAACAGAAAACAAACCAGACGUGUCUCAUAUUUCACUUUCAUCUGGUGUUAUUGAUCCAAAGCUGCUCAUUUUAAAGAGAGGUGAGACUCCUCUUCUCAAACAUCCUCCGUCUAUGUUAGCUAAGAUUUCCAGAAACCAGGACUCGGCUGUCCAGUCUAGCACCCCCAAUGAUGGUUUAGACACAGUUUCUGUAGAGUGCCUUUUUGAAAAUGACUCUGCUGUGGACCCUAUGUAUGAAGACACAGCAGGUCCAUCUGAAAAGGAAGCUCUGGCUUCUUCCAGCUUUUCUUCCACAAGCAUUGCCCCUAAUGUUAGUUGUCUAUCUACAAAAGAUGACUCUGAAAAGAAGACUGCUGAAAAUGAAUCUCAGUGCUCCCCAGGGCUUGAAACUCAGACUCCCCAACAUGAGCCUCUCUCAAAGGAUGCUUCGUCUGCCCCAGCACAAACUAGUGCAUGGAGCAGUGUGUGCAGUGCCAUCUCUGAGCGGAACCAGUCUAAACAAUCUUCUGCCAACCAACCAUGCCAGGAUUCCAUGUCACUGGGUGGUGAGUUGGAAGUGGAAGAACAGCACUCACCAGUUCAACAUUUGGCAGAAACAAAAGAUGCUGAGAACACCACACAGGGGCAACUUGAUGCUACUAUAGAGGAGAGCAGUGAUGGAGAUGCAGACAGUUCUAUGGAAGCUCAGACAGAUGAUAGCAUCCAUGUUUCCUCUUCAGCACAGAAUAAGCGUGGACAGAGCAGGACAGACAGACAGACCUUUUUAUUGAAGGUUCGUCAGUGGAUCGCUGGCAGGGCCACUGCGGGUUCUACACCCUGCACCUCUCGUACACCAUCACCACCUCCUGCUUCCUCAUCAGGUGACUGGAACCAACUUCAAUCAGACAGAGCUGCACCUCUGUGUGGUUCUCAUGGCAAACAAACAUCAUCCCAAGCCUCUGGUGGAGCCUCUCAGUCAGAUCAAAUGCUCUCCCAGCGACCUCGCUCAGACAAGCACGCUGACAUGGCAGAGCUGGCAAAGCAUGAAGCAGAUAUUGAACAUCGGACACUUGCCCUGAAACGGGAAGGAUUCUGGUCCCUAAAACGGUUGUCUCGUGUGACCGAGCCUGUCCGACCCAAAGUGCAUUGGGACUACCUCUGUGAGGAGAUGCAGUGGCUUUCUGCUGACUUUGCACAGGAGAGGCGUUGGAAAAGAGGUGUAGCUAGAAAAGUGGUGCGGAUGGUAAUGCGACACCAUGAGGAGCUAAGACAGAAAGAGGAAAGAGCAAAGCGUGAAGAGCAGGCCAAACUGAGAAGAGUUGCUGCAUCCAUUGCUAAGGAGGUCCGCACUUUCUGGAGCAGUGUUGAGAAGGUGGUGCAGUAUAAACAGCAGUCUCGCUUGGAGGAGAAGCGUAAGAAGGCACUUGAUCUCCAGUUGGACUUCAUUGUUGGACAAACGGAGCGCUACUCUGACCUGCUUAGUCAAUCCCUUCAUGCCACUCCUACGGCCAGCACCAGUGUUCCGCUCCGUAACUCACAGAUAAAUGCUACAGAUGAGGAUGAUAGAGACUUUGAGCCUCCAUGUGAGGAGGAAGAUGAUGAAGAGACAAUUGAGGUGGAGGAGCAACAAGAAGGAAAUGAUGCAGAGACUCAGAGAAGAGAAAUUGAGUUACUGAGGCAGGAAGGCACACUUCCCCUGGACCAGCUGCUCAGCACCUUCACUCUCCCGCAGGGAUCACCAUCAGAAGAGGUCUCGGAAAAUUCUUCCUUAGCAGUUGAAGAUGAGGACAAAGAGUUCUCAGCCAAUGAGGAAGAUGCGGAAGAUGUGGAGGACACCAUCGAAGCCCAGGAGAAAGUUGAAGGAGAUGGAGAUCAUGAAGAGGAACUUGAUGACUUGGCCAGAGAGGGAGAGAUGAGUAUGGAGGAACUGCUGGAGAAGUAUAGGGGAGCAUAUGCCUCUGACUUUGAAGAACCCUCAGCGUCGCCAGAGUCCUCAGAUGAAUCUGAGGGCACUGAGGAAGAAGAAGAGGAAGAAACUGAAGGGGAUGAUAGUGGGGAUGAGAGUGGCACCUCCUCAGAUUCAGCUGCAGCUGAAGAUAGUGAUGAAGAGGAGGAUGCUAAAGCACAGGAGAGUGAUAAAGAUGAGGAAGAGGAUGAUGGAGGAGAGGGAAUGGAGAUUUUACUGAGGGAAGGAGAUCACAGCCCCACAAUUUCUGCAGCUCCACGCCCUAAGAAGGAGAUCAGUCAUAUUGCUGCUACUGCUGAGAGCCUUCAACCUAAAGGGUAUACCCUGGCCACAACAAAGGUGAAAACUCCUAUUCCGUUCUUACUUCAUGGAAACUUGCGUGAGUACCAGCACAUCGGACUGGAUUGGUUGGUCACCAUGUAUGAAAAGAAACUUAAUGGUAUACUGGCAGAUGAAAUGGGACUUGGUAAAACUAUUCAGACCAUUGCUUUGUUGGCCCAUCUGGCAUGUGAAAAGGGUAACUGGGGGCCUCAUCUAAUCAUAGUGCCCACCAGUGUGAUGCUGAACUGGGAGAUGGAAUUGAAGCGCUGGUGUCCUGGCUUCAAAAUCCUUACUUACUAUGGAAGCCAGAAGGAGCGUAAACUGAAGAGACAGGGCUGGACCAAACCCAAUGCUUUCCAUGUGUGCAUUACUUCAUAUAAGCUAGUUUUGCAAGAUCAUCAGGCCUUUAGACGCAAGUCUUGGAGGUACUUGAUUCUGGACGAAGCCCAGAACAUCAAAAACUUCAAGUCCCAGCGCUGGCAGAGUCUCCUAAACUUCAACAGUCACCGACGUCUGCUGCUCACUGGCACACCCCUGCAGAACAGUCUGAUGGAGCUGUGGUCACUCAUGCACUUCCUCAUGCCACAUGUCUUCCAGUCCCAUCGUGAGUUCAAAGAGUGGUUCUCUAACCCGCUGACUGGAAUGAUAGAAGGCAGUCAGGAGUAUAACGAGGGUCUUGUCAAAAGACUGCACAAGGUGUUGAGGCCAUUCCUGCUGCGCCGUAUCAAAGUGGAUGUGGAGAAACAAAUGCCGAAGAAGUAUGAGCAUGUUGUGCGUUGCCGCCUCUCUAAAAGACAGCGCUUCCUCUAUGACGACUUCAUGGCACAGGCCUCUACAAGGGAGACUCUGGCCAGUGGCCACUUCAUGUCUGUGAUCAACAUCUUGAUGCAGCUGCGUAAAGUGUGUAACCACCCUAACCUGUUUGACCCACGACCCAUCCAUUCCCCCUUCAUCACUGAGCCCAUUAUCUUCUCCACUGCCUCUCUUGUCACGAACGCCUUAGAGAUUUCCCCUUUUCAGCGUUGUGAUCUCUCAAUGUUUGACCUGGUUGGUCUUGAGAGACGAGUGACACGACACCAAGCAGACGUUUACCUUCCUCGCCGAAAAGUGACUCACCAGCUGAUUCAGGAGAUAAUUGAGUCGCCUGAACCUCCACCUAGACCCAAACCUGUUCGCAUGAAAGUGAACAGAAUGUUCCAGCCACUUCCCAAGUCUGAAGGGCGUUCAUCAGCAGCCACCACAAACAACCCAAGGCCUAUGUGUCCUGUUUCUCCUGCUGUCCAACCUCCAAGGCCCCCUCUUAUAACAGAAGUCACUCCUACUCAGCCUCCUGUACAGCCAGCACCACAAGUUUGUCCUGUCACUGUAGUUAGUGCUCCACGAGCUCCAGUGGGUCCAAGCACUUCUUCCACUGGAGCUGCAGUCAGGCCCAGUGCUCCACACCCAGUCAUGGCUGUUCGGCCCCCAGCACCUCCCAGCACUCAAAUGGUACCUGCCUCCCCGCAGGCCUCUACCAAUGUCAUGACACAGAGGGUUCUUCUAAGCCCUGAUAUGCAGGCUAGAUUACCAUCUGGAGAGGUGGUCAGCAUUGCUCAGCUGGCUUCUCUAGCUGGUCGUCCAGUUUCAUCCAGUCAGGGCAGUAAACCAGUCACGUUUCAGCUACAGGGCAACAAACUAACUCUCUCUGGUGCCCCGCUACACCAAGUGCCUGUACCCCAGCCUCGCCCCAUUCAAGGAAAUGUAAUGCAUCUGGUUUCCAGCGGUGGGCAGCACCACCUUAUUAGUCAGCCAGCUCAGGUGGCAGUCCUCCAUACAGUUAGUCAGACAGGUAGCAGCUCAGCCAAUCCCAGCCCAGGCAACACAACCCAAGCCUGCUCUGGACUAGCUGUUCCCCUCACUGCUGCUCAAGUACCGUCAACAAUGGUAAGCGGACCAGGAAUUGUUAAGAUUGUUGUACGCCAGGCAGCAGGCAAAGACAGUGGGCAGGUUCCCACUCUGGCUGUGCCCCCCUCCCCUCGUGUUGCCCCUCCUCAGUCGGUCUUGCUGCACCCACACGGUACCCCAAGCCCUGUUCUCCGACCACCUACUCCUCAGCAACCUCCCCAUCGGCCUCCUGUUUAUGCUGCUCCGCCUCGCGCUCCUACCUCUGGCCCUAGCCAACCUCCACCUACCUGCCCUGUGCUCAAGGUGGUACAGGGAUCAGCACCAAGUGCAGGGCUAGCUAAGGUGAAUGCUUCAUUAGGGCGGGAAGAGAGCAGUAGUGAUGUAUCCCAACAAAUGGGCAAUCCUAAACCUGCAUCACAACAAACUCAGAGCAACACAUUUGCACUUCAGCGUCCGAGAGUUCAGCCUCCACCUCCACCACGUUCCCCAUUCUACUUGUCCUGGCUUGCAGAACGCCGUAAAGCCCAGAGAGACACUCGAAUCUCUCAAAUUAUCCAAGUCAAUGAAGUGCACUGCAAUGCCAAGCCGGUGUAUGGAAAAGAGGUUCUGGACUUCCUCACCUUCCUCCCAGGCCCAAGACCCACUCCAGCUCGCCCUGUAAUCAACAGUUGGAGCCACUCUGGAUACAGGUCUUGUCUUAUGGCUCAGUCAAAGAGUGUUUGUGACCACAUGGACCAGUGCAGAACUGUACAAGAAUCCAUUCAUAACUCUGAAGAGAGGCUUCAGUUGCUUUCUGAAGUCAUAGAGAGGUUUACAUUUGUCAUUCCUCCAGUGGAGGCAAAGCCCAUCACCAUGCACUGCUGCCAUCCUCCUCCCUCCCACAGCCACCAGCAGGCUCUUUUCUCCUCUAUGCUGUCUGCCCAUGUUUCGCCUCUAUUGCACGUGCUGCACCGUGUCCAAUGCAAUAUGAGGACCCACUUUCCUGACCUGAGACUUAUCCAGUAUGACUGUGGUAAAUUGCAGACUCUUCACCUCCUGCUGCGAAAACUGAAGACUGGAGGUCAUAGAGUGCUCAUAUUUACACAGAUGACCCGCAUGCUUGAUGUGCUAGAACAGUUCCUCAACUACCAUGGGCACAUUUACUUACGACUGGAUGGCAGCACACGAGUGGAACAGAGACAGGCCCUGAUGGAGCGCUUUAAUGCAGACCGCCGCAUAUUCUGUUUCAUCCUAUCCACCCGUAGUGGUGGUGUGGGGGUGAACCUUACAGGGGCUGAUACAGUAGUAUUCUACGAUAGUGACUGGAACCCCACUAUGGAUGCCCAAGCUCAAGAUCGCUGCCAUCGUAUUGGGCAAACUAGAGAUGUUCACAUCUACAGGUUGAUAAGUGAACGCACUGUGGAGGAAAAUAUCCUGAAAAAAGCUAAUCAGAAGAGGAUGUUGGGAGAUAUGGCUAUUGAAGGGGGAAACUUCACCACUGCUUUUUUUAAACAGCAAACUAUCAGAGAGCUGUUUGAUGUGACUGAGGGGGAGAAGAAGGAGACAGAAUCUACUGUUCUUCCCUCAGAUGAUGAAGAGGCCGUCAAUAAGCAGCAAACCAACAUUUUAGAGCAGGCCUUAUGUCGUGCUGAGGAUGAAGAGGACAUAGUAGCGGCUUCCCAAGCCAAAGCUGAACAGGUAGCUGAACUAGCAGAAUUUAAUGAAAAUAUUCCACUUGAUGAUGGUGAAAGCAGAGACCAGGAAGAGGAGGAACUUUCCAAAGCUGAACAGGAAAUUGCAGCCUUAGUUGAACAGCUCACCCCUAUUGAGCGAUAUGCUAUGAAUUUCCUGGAGGCCUCACUUGAAGAUAUUUGCAAAGAAGAACUCAAACAGGCAGAGGAGCAAGUUGAAGCUGCAAGGAAAGGACUAGAUCAGGCAAAGGAGGAGGGCCUAAAACUGCAUCAGUCAUCUGAUAAUGAUGAAGAGGACUCCAUGCCUCCCACUCCUGAAGAGCACCUUACAACUCGCCGCACACGCAAACAUAAGGAGAAAGGUGCCCCUUCUACACGUGUCAGUGGUAGGCUUAGAGGGACACCGGCUAAUAUGGAUGAUGUGUCCAUAACACAUCCAUCACCAGACAAGGAGAGAGGGAAGAAAGUGGAGACCCUGGUCCCUGAACCUGGUGGGAGCCGCUCUUCUGGAUCAAGCUCCAGCCUGAAGUCCCCCCAGCCCAGAGAAGUGCCUGAAAGAAUAAGAAGUGGUCUACGGGGGAGAGGGGCAAUCAAAGAGCUUGUGGCCUCUCCAGCACCAACGAAGGAAGAACCUGUGAAGCCACAAACUGAUCAGGAUGCCUCUGAUUCAGAAGCUCAACAUUCAACUCAAGAUUUAGUGUUGAAGACCAAACCUGCUCCAUCCCCACUUCAACAGCCCCUUUCUCCUUCAGAAUCUGUGCCUUCAGAUGCGGCCCCUCCAUCAUUAGAGAGAGGCUCCACUGGACACCUUUCUGUAGCGACACCAGUUCAAAAAGAAGAAGAGGAAGAGUCUGUUGCAGAGUCACAGUCUGGGACUCCUCAGCAGGAUACAAUCGAGAGAGAGAGGGGGGCAUCUAUAUCGUCAGACUCCAUCUGCUCCCCAGAACAGCUGCUGGAGCAGGAUGGUCAGCACUCACUGACUUCACACCCUCGUUCUCCGCGCAAACGUCAAACUGCUGACGGAGAAGUCCUUAAAGGCCUUCCAGAGGAUUCCCCAUCUGCAAAGGUCCUUAGGAAGCUUCCUGGACGCCUGGUUACUGUUGUUGAAGAGAAAGAACCAAGACGGAGAAGGAGGGGAGCAAGCGGGAGUGGAGGAAUACACACUGAAGGCUCAUCAGAAGAGGUAGAGCAGGUGGAGUCAGUACAAGAUACAACUUCUCACUCUCCUGAUCAAGCAAGUCAGCUUUUCAAAGAAAAGCCCCUUCCUAAGUCACCAUCCACAUCUCCUCCCCCAAUACAGCAAGGGCAGGAGCAGGUCUCCCCAUCAUCAUCACUCUCAAGCCCAGGGAGAGGGUACCAGCCUUACUCCCCCACGCAUUCACCAGACAUGCCUGUCCUUCGCAACUUACCAGUGCGCCGGCGCCUGGAGACAGAGUCUCGUAUGGCUGCUCAGUUAGGAGAGCAGUACGUGGGUAGAGGCAGAGGGAUAGACCGGCGCACUCCCCUGUCACCAAAGAAACAGGAAAGCACUACAAGUCCAACUGUUGCUUCUGAUCCCAAUGCAACCAAUCUUACGCCUGUGAAGCGCAAAAGAGGUCGACCUCGCAAGGCCGCACCUAAGCCACAAGAAACCACAGAACAAGAGAAAUCAGUGGUACAGGGAUCAAGGAGUGAGGAACAAAGUCCACCACACUCACCGAAACGAAAGAGGGGUCGCCCUCGCAAGAAUUCAACUGUAAAUAUUGCACUCAGUGGUAAAUCUGGUGAUGCAGAAGAGCGUCCUACAACAUUACAUGAAAGCCCUUCCCAGGAAAGCCUUUCCGCUCUAAACAUUAGUUCUCCUGUUUCUAGUGUUGAACCUGUAAAUUUGCACUCUGUUCCUGAGUGUGCAGGAGGAAGCUCUGCAUUAUCUGACUCCACCCCACCACAAAAAACUGUAUCUGAAACCUCUCAGUCCAAUGUACUAAUUUCUCCAGCUCAAACACUGGAUGAAUCCGAGAUAAAGCUAACAGACACUGAAUUGACACCUAAUAAUGAACACUCCACCCUGAAAACCACAAUUCCACACUCUGACUCUUUAAACACUCUAAGCCAACCAGAAGUCAUUCCUACAGCUAACAUCAGUCAGACCAAUAUAACACCUUCACUACAGCCUGUUGCUACAACAAGUGACAGUUCUAGCUGUCAAAGCAGUCAAGUCACUAUUUCUCCUUCACAACCGGCAGCUGUGACAAGCAAUGAUUCUACUCCCCAGCAGUUGUUAAAAUCUAGUUUGAGUGGACCAGAAGUCUUAGCUAUGUCUACUGAAUUGGUGGCACAGGCUUCCCCUGACAAUACAGUGACAGCCACAGACCCUGAACAAAUGUCUCCUAGUCCCACUACAAUCCUGCAGUCCUCACCCACGCCUUCACAGCCAUCACACGAGCUCUCAUCUGAACCAGCUGUGGCCAACAACUCUUCUCCGACAUUACCAGCAUCUGGCCUGACUGAGCCACCUGUUCCUCUAUCUGAUGUACCAGAAGUACCAGAUUCACUGCAUCCUAUGCUUAAUCCUAAUACUCCUCCUGAAGCCCAGAAUGAGCUUGAAAAAUCAGGUUCCAGCCUAACUUCAGAGUCUGUACCAUCCCCAGCAUUACCCAACCAAAUAACAACAGAACCUUCUCAUCAGCCCCUACUGGCUUCCACUGAGGAAAAGCCUGAAAAAUCAGGUUCCAGCCUAACUUCAGAGUCUGUACCAUCCCCAGCAUUACCCAACCAAAUAACAACAGAACCUUUCCAUCAGCCCUUACUGGCUUCCACUGAGGAAAAGCCUGAAAAAUCAGGUUUCAGCCUAACUUCAGAGUCUGUACCAUCCCCAGCAUUACCCAACCAAAUAACAACAGAACCUUCUCAUCAGCCCCUACUGGCUUCCACUGAGGACAAGUCUGAAAAAUUAGGGUCCAGCCUCACUUCAGAGUCUGUACCAUCCCCAGCAUUACCCAACCUAAUAACAGAACCUCCUCAUCAGCCCUUACAGGCUUCCAUUGAGGAAACCACACACAAUGCUCACUCACCUGCAAAGCAGUGUGAAACUAAAAAUCUGCAGGCCUCAAAUGCAUCCGAGGUGGACGAAAAGAUGGAAAGUACAGAGGAUAUGGAAGUAGGACCCUCUGAAAAUUCUGAGCAAGUAGACAGUGAUGGUUCCCAGGUUCUGGCUAAAAGGAGAAGAUUGGAUAAUAUGUCAGAUGGUCAAAUAUCUGAUUCAAGAUUACCUGCACCUUCAAUCUCAGAAGCAAUGAUGCAAACUGCCUCUGAGAGUGACGGGACUGAUAAACCUGUAGAAGAGGAGCGUCAGGCAGAAGAGCAAGAAAACCGAACACCAUGCAGGAAAAGAAGCAUAAGAAGACAAAGCAGUCAAGAAUCUGUCCGGUCCUCCUCUCCGUCCUCCAUUUCUUCUUGUGGCACUCGGUCAUCCCGUUCAAAAAGGGCAGGAGAGAGUAAGAUACCUGUAAAGAGAAAACGAGAGACAGACUCUGAGAAAGACAGUACAGACAGAGGAACUGAUAAGGAACCAAUGACACCUGCCAGGAGGCAGUCUUCCAACUCCUCCCAGUCGUCCUCAGAUUCUGAGGACUCCUCCAGCCCCAAAAGACGCUUUACUCGAUCACAAAAAAGUUUGGAGAAGGAAACCAGGGGUGACAAAGGUGAUAAGAGAAGAAAAAGGCGGUCAGAUAAAAACAGUCUUAAGGCAAACGUAGAAGGGGAGUCCAGAGGAGCAACUCCUGUAAGGGUAACUCGUAAAUCCACAGGGCUCCAGCCUGCUUCACAGAGUACUAUAACCACACCUGAGCCUGAGGUAUUAGGCAAACGAUGCUCAGCUCUAAAUGCUGCUGCUAAGCUCUUGGCUAUGAGAGGAAGGGCCGCAGAUACCCCAAGUCCAAAGAGUAAAGCAAUUGGACAGCAGUCUCCUACUGAAAAAAGCAGCAAGUCUUUGGGCAACUCGGGACAGGACUCUCCAAAGACAAAUUUAGUUAGUAAAACAGCUAGUGGCCAGCAAACCCCAACUCAUUCAUCAGAUUCUUCACAGUCCACCACUAAAACAACUCCCUCUGUUGCCCGCUCUACACGGCAGCGUCCAGGCAACCUUGUACCUCCGUUGGAAACUGAAAUUAAAAAGCCCAAAAGAGAGGAAAAGAAAAAAACUGACACCAAGGAAGAAGUUGAGGAUGAGCGCAGAGAGACUAGGUCUUCAAGAGGCCACAGUGCCUGUAGUAGUAUAAGCAGUGGAAGAGGUGCAGGCAGCAGCAGGAGCCGGAGCAGCAGCAACAGCAGUCAGUGCACUCGCAGCCUAAGCUCACGAAGUACUGGACCACCACGCUUACGUUCAAGAGCUCCUUCCUCUGGCAGUGACACGGAGAAAGAAAAAAGCAAGCAAAGAAAGACAGGAGAAAGUAGAGGUCGUGAAAGUAGGAGAGAAAGACGCUCACAGAAGCACGAGAGACCAGAGCUAAGUGCUGGAUCUAGUGAGGGAACACCUGACAGAGUGCUGCGGAGUGUAGCUGCACUCGCAGCAGCUCAGGCACGUACUCCAGCUAGCAACACCCGCUCCUCCACCACCCAGCAACGCAAGACUUGAUCAGAACAAGAAUUGGACCGGAAAGCUGGUAGAAAUAAUGAACUGCAGUGACGAGAAAAGGUUUUACGGGUUUGGACAAAUGGGGAUCAAUCGUAUAACUUGCCAUUCUUUAACACUGUUGGUGUGUUGCACUUUGUGACAAGCUGAACUCACUUCUAGUGCAUUCUAACUAUGUCAAGUUAAGCCAUCUUUAGAGCGGAGAGGGAGCAUAAAUAAAUACACAACAGAAAUGGGACAAAAAGGGUACCCGUUAAAAUGUGGCAUUGCAGUCCCGGUGAUGUUCUUAUAGACAAUACCUCACCAUACCACCAAGGACUUUGGAAAGCUGGGCAAGGGGCAAAGUUAUUAGUUCACACUAUGUACUGUAAUCAUUUAAAGACUGGAAUACUAAAAAUAUGUGUUAAAAUGGGUCACUUAGGUUGUACCCUUUAUACAGAGUUUACUUGUGCUGCAGAGGGGAUUGCGAAAAAUCAUUUAUGCUACAUUCAAAAAAUUGAGUGGGACUGUACAAUUGUUAUACCGUUUUUAAACAGUUGGGUUGUGACAAAAAUGUUUGCCAGCUGUUGACUAUUGUUUGUUUCAAGUCUGUUGAUAAAUUAAGAAUAUUCUGUGGUUUCUUCCAGGGUAUGAAGAAGAGAGCAGGUCUGUAAAUGUGAGUUUUGCUGCACUAUGCUGGAGUUAGUCUUUACUCAGACCUCCUUGUCUUGUAAUUUGUUCUGUCCAUUACUUUUAAGUCCAGCCUGCAUAUUAUUUCUCCAUUUGCACAUCUCACAUAAUGUCCCAUUGUGAUAGGUUUUUAAUUCCUUUCAAUCAAAUGACUUCUCUACUGGUACCUCACAAUGUGUAUGUACAGCUCUUGAGCUUGUGAUGAAUCUUGAAGUCUGCUUGUUGUUUGCUUUUUGGCAAUACAGAUAUGAGGCAACCUCAUUUUUUUCACCUUUUCCAAAGUAUUAGUCGAUAUGGUCUACUUCUCAUUGUUUCUGGUUUUUUUUUGUCAGACAGUCUCAAACAGUGUGACAAAGUGAGAGUGCCUGUUGAUCCACAUGGAAGGGGGAUCCUUGUAUGCCUUGUUAAGGAAAGACGUUUGGGCUUCAAACAUUUUUAAUGUUCAAAGUGUAAUAAAGAUAUUUCCAUCCUAAACCACAUGAGGUGUAUUUUUCUUUUUUGUUGAAGUGCAACCAAAUUGAAAACACCUUACGUGUAAAUCGUUGUCACCCUUUUUUUGGUCCUUUUUAUGGCAAGACUAAAUGGAAAUACUCCUGCAACAACCUUCUAAUUUUUUUUUUCUUUUCAGCUGAACCUUGGCAGUAAGAUGCUGUCUUUGUCUCAUUUUGGGAGUAAAGACUUGUUUUGGGGGGUAGGGGUAAAACAUGGUGUUGGUCUUUUUUUUAUUUGGUUUGUCUCUUCUAAUUUUGUUACAUUCCUUAUGUUCCCUUGUAAUUCCACAUUGUUUUACUUGAAAGAUUGAAAUGACAAAAGUCAGUUGAAUAAAAAGACCAAAAAUAA